AAGUACAUCAUAAGUUAAUGCAACAUGUGGACUCUGAUCUCAAGAUCACCAAUCUUCAUAGUAUCCAACUUAAAUCAAUGAUUAUUAUAUCAUGAAACUAGUCAUACAAGUGUUUCUUGAAAUUACUCCAAUCAUUUGUCUCUUGGCUAUAAUUUCGUCAAGAUAUCCUAAGUCUUUAACAGAGAAAUUUAUCGCUCUCAUACUGAAUCGGAUGCCUAAAUCAAAUAUCAUAAAGAAGUUGGGAGCAUUGAGAGGAACAAACAGGUUAAUCUUCAUAUUCUGUAUUCUUGCUCUUCUUAUAUGUAUGGCUAGUUUUUCAAAAAUUUAUUCUCUCAGGUCAUUUCUAGCUACAAAUUCCUUCUGCAACUGUAACAAUCGCAUAAACUCUUGUAUAAUCGAUCACCACGUCGAUUUAACUCUAGAUACUGUAAUCCAGAAAAUCCAACAUGAAAUUGACAUUUUGCGAGAGCUACCAAAUCAUGCAACAUCAUUUUCUGGAAAACAAGCAGUUUUUCUUGCUGAUAUUUUAAAUCUAGUUGAGUCAGUCCAGACAUCACUACUACAAAAUAGUGAAUCUGGAGCAGUGUUACAUUCCCUAUCAAAACAAAGAGAACAAUCCAAUGGACCAGCUGAAUAUUUUUUGACAGAAGAAAUCAGAAAAUAUGUGAGGAUUAAACCAAACAGGUUGAAAAAACAAAACUUUAUGGGUGCUAAUGGUACAUUCACUAGCAUUGGUCAUGCUUGUUUUUCUAUGAAGACAGAGCUUGAAGACUACAUGAAUUAUGAUAUCGGCGAAAUGUGUAAUGAUGAUUGGAGAUUAGCACAGAAACUUAUGGUUCAUGGAUGUGAUCCAUUACCAAGAAGAAGAUGUUUUGCUAGAGCUCCUCAAUUGUACAAUAAACCAUACCCUAUAAAUGAAUCCCUUUGGAAAUUACCUGAUGACAAAAAUGUUAGAUGGAGUCAAUACAAAUGCAGAAAUUUCACUUGUUUGGCUAGAAAUUCAACUGCUAAAGGUUUCUUUAAAUGCAUAGAUUGUUUCAAUCUUACACACCAUGAAUCUCCAAGAUGGAUUAUUCCUUCAUAUCAAGACUCGAACUCGAAAAUGACAGCUGAUAUAUUGAUAACAGAAGUGCUUAAUUUGAAUCCAGGAGAGAUCAGAAUUGGACUGGAUUUCAGUGUUGGCACAGGCACAUUUGCUGCUAGAAUGAGAGAACAUAAUGUCACUAUAGUUUCUGCAACAAUAAAUCUUGGUGCACCAUUUAACGAGAUGAUUGCUCUUAGGGGGCUAAUUCCUCUUUACUUAACCAUAAAUCAGAGGCUACCAUUUUUCGAUAACACAUUGGAUUUGAUUCACACGACGAGGUUUCUUGAUGGCUGGAUUGAUUUUGUGUUGCUGGAUUUUGUGUUGUAUGAUUUUGAUAGAGUUUUGAGGCCUGGUGGACUUUUAUGGAUCGAUAGCUUUUUCUGUUUGAAGGAAGAAUUGCAUGAUUAUUUAGAAGCAUUCAAGAUUCUGAGGUAUAAGCAACAAAAGUGGCUUGUUGUUCCUAAACUGGAUAAAGAUGAUAGUGAAGUGUUCUUCUCUGCUGUCCUAGAAAAACCACCUAGACCUUUCAGAUGACUUUGUUGUAUCAUUGAUGAAUUAUAGUUAUUUAUAAUACAAUAUUGUUAGUAGCUA
Molecule: messenger RNA, 1675 nt
Organism: Nicotiana attenuata
Lineage: Eukaryota; Viridiplantae; Streptophyta; Magnoliopsida; Solanales; Solanaceae
Exons: 1
Coding region: 92-1618 (508 amino acids)
Molecular function (GO): methyltransferase activity
Source: RefSeq, a predicted model, not a curated record